UCCUUGCAGCCUACAGCCUGUCGACCCCUCCUCCACCUGCUGCUGCUCCCCCCUCCCAUCAAAAGGAUGGGGGGGGUUUCCACCUGGAGACGUACCUCACAGAGCCACGCCGUCCAGAGACCAGGAGGCUGCGCUCCUACUCCUUGCCUCAUGACUGCGGAUGGCGGGCCUCCCGCCUGGCCUCCCUCUCCUUCGCCUCCUGCAGCCAACCACCUCCUCAGUCUCUGCCUCCACCUGCGUCUCCUCCCAUCAGCAGCCAGGUCGAGGCUCCAGGCGACAUGUUGGAUCCAUCGGAUCAACCUGAUCCUGCUGAUGGCGCGUCCAAAGAGUCGGAGAGGGACAUCUACAUGCGCUUCAUGAAGUGCCACAAAUGCUACGACCUCAUCCCCACCAGCUCCAAACUGGUGGUGUUCGACACCACCCUGCAGGUGAAGAAGGCCUUCUUCGCUCUGGUUGCUAACGGAGUGAGGGCGGCGCCUCUGUGGGAGAGCAAGAAGCAAAGCUUUGUGGGGAUGCUGACCAUCACUGACUUCAUCAACAUCCUCACCAGAUACUACAAGUCACCCAUGGUGCAGAUCUAUGAGCUGGAGGAGCAUAAGAUUGAGACGUGGAGAGAGCUGUACCUGCAGGAGACCUUUAAACCUCUAGUCCACAUCUCACCUGAUGCCAGUGUGUUCGAAGCGGUUCAUUCUCUAAUAAAGAGCAAGAUCCAUCGACUUCCGGUCAUUGACCCGGUCAGCGGCAACGCUCUCUACAUCCUGACGCACAAGCGGAUCCUGAAGUUCCUGCAGCUCUUUGUGUGUGAGAUGCCAAUGCCAGCCUUCAUGAAGCAGACUUUGGAGGAACUUGGAGUUGGAACGUACUCAAACAUCGCCUACAUCCACCCUGACACCCCGCUCAUCACGGCCCUGUCCGUAUUCACACAUCGCCGAGUCUCGGCGCUGCCUGUCGUAGAUGAUAAUGGGAAGGUGGUGGAUAUCUACUCCAAGUUUGACGUCAUUAACUUGGCAGCCGAGAAGACCUACAACAAUCUGGACAUGACGGUCACCCAGGCUCUCAGACACAGGUCACAGUACUUUGAAGGCGUCAUGAAGUGCAACAAACUGGAAACCCUGGAGACCAUCGUGGACCGGAUCGUGAAGGCAGAGGUCCACAGGCUGGUCGUUGUCGAUGACGAGUCUCGUAUUGUCGGCAUUGUGUCUCUAUCGGACAUCCUGCAAGCGCUGAUCCUGAUGCCUGCUGGUCUGGGGAGGAAGGAGUCCAUCCCCUGUCAUCCCGGAGACCUGGAUUCUGCCCAGCCAGAGGCAGCCGGUCCAACCGGGCCGGACCAAGACCCGGGUCUGGAGCAGGAGACGGACAGCACACUGGCUGAGGGGCUGGGAGGAAACCCAGAACCUGAAGCAGACCAAGACCAGGACCAGGGAGGGAACGCUGAGAUGAUCGAUGAAAGCCCACCUGAAUCGGACCAGAGCCAGGAACCAGAAGGGACCUCAGAGGUCCCCUGCAGGGAGGAAGGGACCUCAGAGGACCCCGGCAGGGAGGAAGGGACCUCAGAGGACCCCUGCAGGGAGGAAGGGACCUCAGAGGACCCCGGCAGGGAGGAAGGGACCUCAGAGGACCGCAGGCAGAGCCAGAGCGAGGGGGAGAAUGAGGGGGAGGCAGAGGGGGAGAAUGUAGGGGAGGGGGAGGGAGAGGAUGAGGGGGAGGCAGAGGAUGAGGGGGAGGCAGAGGGGGAGAUUGGAGGGGAGGGGGAAAGGGGUGAUGAAGGGGAGGCAGCCCAGAAGGGGGAAAUUGUAGAGGGGGACGUAAAGUGGAAAGAUGAGGGGGAGAUUAUAGGGGAGGGGAAGGGGGAGGAUGAGGGGAAAGGGGAGGGGGAGGCAGACCAGGAGGGGGAGAUUUUCAGGGAGGAGGGGAGCUACUGCAGACUUGGUCAGACAGCUGCAGUGGUCACCAAACAUGCCAUCCACAUCCACAGCAACAAGAAGAGUAUCAGCAUCAACUUCCCCCUCUGCAGCCAGCCCUGCCUCAAGCACUCCAUCCACAGCCACAAUGCCAGUGAGACCACCUCGCUCAAAAAGAAAGAGAUGUCAGGGUUACCUGUAGAGUACCACAAGGAUCAGCGCUAG
Molecule: messenger RNA, 2126 nt
Organism: Cyprinodon tularosa
Lineage: Eukaryota; Metazoa; Chordata; Actinopteri; Cyprinodontiformes; Cyprinodontidae
Product: 5'-AMP-activated protein kinase subunit gamma-2-like
Exons: 15
Coding region: 279-2126 (615 amino acids)
Source: RefSeq, a predicted model, not a curated record